Molecule: messenger RNA, 3181 nt
Organism: Episyrphus balteatus (marmalade hoverfly)
Lineage: Eukaryota; Metazoa; Arthropoda; Insecta; Diptera; Syrphidae
Product: sodium/potassium-transporting ATPase subunit alpha-like
Exons: 1
Coding region: 108-3113 (1001 amino acids)
Biological process (GO): intracellular potassium ion homeostasis; sodium ion export across plasma membrane; potassium ion import across plasma membrane
Cellular component (GO): membrane
Molecular function (GO): ATP hydrolysis activity; ATP binding; P-type sodium:potassium-exchanging transporter activity
Source: RefSeq, a predicted model, not a curated record
CUUGAAUUUGUAUUAUCAAAGUUAUUGAUUUAAAAAUCAAAAAUUGUAAAUAAUAUUUCUGAAAAAAAGUCUAUAAAGUCUCAAACUUUUACAGUCAAACUUGCAAUAUGUCUCGUCCUAACAUUCCAAUGGAUGACCUAAAAACCGAACUUAACAUAGACUAUCAUAAAAUCCCCUUGGAAGAAUUAAUUCAAAGAUUUGAUACCCAUCUAGAAAAAGGACUUACCCAUGCAAAAGCAAAUGCCAUAUUCGAUCGUGAUGGCCCAAAUACAUUAACACCACCAGAACAUACAUCCCAAUGGUUAAAAUUCAUUAAACAUCUUUGUGGUGGUUUCGCAAUACUUUUGUGGGCUGGAGCUUUCCUUUGCAUUCUAUCAUUUGCCAUUCAAGCUAGCAACUCAACUAUUCCAACCGAUGAAGAAAAUCUCUAUUUGGGUUUAGUUUUAGCUGCUGUUGUUAUUAUAUCUGGACUUUUCUCAUUCUAUCAAGAAUCAAGAAGUUCAAAAAUUAUGGAAUCAUUCAAAAAAUUAAUUCCACAAUAUGCAAAUGUUAUACGUGAAGGUGAGAUAUUCCAUAUAAGUUCAGCUUUUCUUGUAGUUGGUGAUUUGGUUCAAGUAAAAGCUGGCGAUCGUCUACCAGCUGACAUCAGGAUUAUAGAAUCUAAUGGCUUUAAAGUCGACAAUUCUUCACUAACUGGUGAAUCUGAGCCUCAAUCAAGAAAUCCAAAAUUUACACAUGAAAAUCCAUUAGAAACUAAGAAUUUAGCAUUUUACUCUACGAAUGCUAUUGAAGGUGUUGCCAAAGGAAUAGUUAUUAAUUGUGGUGAUAUGACUGUGAUGGGUCGUAUUGCUCGUUUAACUUCUGGACUAAAAGCCACAGAAACUCCAAUUGCAAAAGAAAUUGGUCAUUUUAUCAAUUUAAUUACCGGACUGGCAGUUUUUAUUGGAAUAGUAUUUUUCAUUACCACCUGGGCUAUGGGCUAUUACUGGCUUGAUUCAGUAGUCUUUUUGAUUGCUAUUAUUGUCGCUAAUGUUCCCGAAGGUCUCUUAGCCACAGUCACAGUAACCUUAACCUUGACUGCCAAAAGAAUGGCUUCAAGAAAUUGCUUAGUUAAAAAUCUCGAAGCUGUAGAAACUUUAGGUUCAACUUCGAUAAUUUGCUCGGAUAAAACUGGAACGCUUACUCAAAACCGUAUGACAGUUUCACACAUGUGGUAUGAUAAUUAUAUUUUUGAUUUUGACACUACUGAAAAUCGAAACUUUAACAAUGACUUGAGAAGCCAUAGCGAUGGAUUUCAAGCCUUGGCUCGAUGUGCUAUGCUCUGCAGUCGAGCAGUAUUCAAAGAACAUCAAGAAAGGGUUUCAAUUUUGAAGAAAACCGUUAUUGGAGAUGCUUCUGAAGCAGCUUUGUUAAAGUUUAUGGAAUUGGAAGUGGGCAAUGUUAUACCAUUUCGUAGGGAGAAUAAAAAAGUUGCAGAAAUACCUUUCAAUUCGACAAAUAAAUAUCAAGUCUCCAUACACGAAACUCAAGAUCCAACAGAUUCCAGAUACCUACUUGUUAUGAAAGGUGCUCCUGAAAAAAUCCUUGAACGUUGCUCGACGAUAUUUGUAAAUGGCGAAGACAGAAUCCUUGACGGUGAUAUGGUUACCGCAUUUUAUAACGCAUAUGAUGAGUUGGGAACCCUUGGAGAACGUGUUUUGGGUUUUUGUGAUUUCUUGCUGCCAUCUGCAGAAUUCCCUCCCAACUUUCACUUUGACAUUGAAAACAUAAACUUUCCAAUUGAGAAUCUUCGAUUUCUCGGUCUUAUUUCAAUGAUUGAUCCUCCACGAGCUUCUGUGCCAAAUGCAGUCUCCAAAUGUCGUUCAGCUGGUAUCAAAGUUAUCAUGGUAACUGGUGAUCAUCCAAUAACUGCUAAAGCAAUAGCUGAAAAAGUUGGAAUUUUAUCAAAUGAAACUGAGACUAUUGAUGAUAUUGCUAAAAGAUUGGAUAUCCCUUCUUCCAAAGUGUCUCCUCGUGAUGCAUCGGCAAUUGUUGUUCAUGGUGGGAAUUUGAAAGAAAUGUCUGCAGAAGAAUUGGAUGAAAUUCUUCGAAAUCACUUGGAAAUUGUAUUUGCUCGAACUUCUCCACAGCAAAAAUUGAUAAUUGUUGAAGGUUUACAGAGAUUGGGUGCAAUAGUUGCUGUAACUGGUGAUGGUGUCAAUGAUUCUCCGGCCUUGAAAAAAGCUGAUAUUGGUAUUGCAAUGGGUAUCAGUGGAUCGGAUGUUUCCAAAGAAGCUGCUGAUAUGAUUCUUCUUGAUGAUAAUUUUGCUUCAAUAGUUACUGGUAUCGAAGAAGGUCGAUUGAUUUUUGAUAAUUUGAAAAAAUCCAUUGCAUAUACUCUCACGUCGAAUAUUCCUGAAAUUACUCCAUUUCUAGCCUAUAUCCUGAUAAAUAUUCCACUUCCUUUGGGAACAGUCACGAUUUUAUGCAUUGAUUUGGGAACUGAUAUGGUACCGGCAAUAUCGUUGGCAUAUGAAAAGCCUGAAAGUGAUAUAAUGCAUCGUCUUCCGAGAGAUCCAAAUGCUGAUAAAUUGGUCAAUGAAAAACUUAUUUCAAUGGCUUACGGACAGAUUGGUUUUAUUCAAGCAGCAGCUGGGUUUUAUACUUAUUUUGUUAUAAUGGCCGAGAAUGGUUUCUUACCGAAGAGACUCUUUGAUCUGCGAUAUGAAUGGGAUUCAGUAGCUAUUAAUGAUCUGGAAGAUUCGUUUGGUCAAGAAUGGACUUAUAGAGAUAGAAAAAUUUUAGAAUACACUUGUCAAACUGGAUUUUUUGUGGCAAUUGUAAUUGUACAAUGGGCUGAUCUUAUUAUUUGCAAGACUCGUCGGAAUUCAAUUGUUCAGCAAGGUAUGAGUAAUUGGGUGUUGAAUUUUGCUUUAGUUUUCGAAACGGCAGUGGCGUUAUUUCUUUGUUACGGACCAGGCAUGGGAAAGGCUUUGCAUAUGUAUCCGUUAAAGUUAAGAUGGUGGCUGCCAGCUUUGCCAUUUAGUUUGCUAAUUUGGGCUUAUGAUGAAGGAAGGCGUUUUUUGAUGCGAAGGAAGCCCGGGGGAUGGGUGGAGCAAGAGACGUACUAUUAGUUUAUUUUUUUAUAAUUAUAUUUCUUUUUUUUUUAUUAAAUAAAUAUGAAUGAAUUUAUCUUCCGUAA